AUGAGCUCCAAACUCGAAUCCACCUCGUACGAGGAAAAGGGCGUUGUCCCUCCGAAGGAGGCCAGCCUCGACGUUCCACCACUGGAGGACCCACAAAAGGGCCGCUGGGAGCGCAGUUGGCCUACCAUUGCUUGUGGUGCCGGUCUUUUCUCUGACGGCUACCUGAAUGGAGUAAUCGGGCAGGUGAACACCAUGCUGAGCACCAUCUACCCCGACGCCUACAGCAACUCCACCGCCAGUCAAAAUGUUUCUGCCAUUGCCUUCGCGGGCACGGUCGUCGGCAUGCUGAUCUUUGGAUACACCAGUGACCACUGGUCUCGCAAGUGGUCUCUGAUGAUCUCGACCGUCAUUCUAUUCGUCUUCGCUGCUCUCUGUGCUGGCUCCUAUGGCUACAAAGAUAGCACCUAUGGCAUGUUUGCUGCACUCACGGCCUAUCGCUUCUUCAUCGGUGUCGGCAUCGGAGGCGAGUAUCCUGCUGGAUCCGUCGCAUGUGCCGAGAACACUGGCGAGCUCAAGGAGGGCCACCGUAACCGAUGGUUCAUCAUGUUCACCAACUUCCAGAUCGACUUUGGCUUUGUCGUUUCGGCCUUUGUGCCUAUGAUCCUGCUUCUGAUCUUCACCGAGGAUCACUUGCGCGCUGCCUGGCGCGUGGCCCUAGGCCUCGGCGUCAUUCCCCCGCUGAGUCUGCUUUAUCUGCGAACCAAGAUGAACGAGCCCCAGGAAUUCGACCGUCAGCGCAUGCACAAGUUCCCGGUGUCGCUGAUCAUCAAAUUCUACUGGAAGCGUCUGGCUACGGUCUCACUGAUCUGGUUUAUUUAUGACUUUUCGUCGUAUUCCUUCGGACUCUACUCUUCCAAGUGGCUGUCUAUUAUCGUGGGUAAGCAUGCGCCGCUGUGGAAGACCUUCGGCUGGACCACUUUGACCUACUUUUUCUACAUUCCGGGCUCUGCCCUUGGAGCCUUUGCAAGUGACUGGAUGGGCCCUCGCAACACCCUUGCCAUUGGAGUUUUCCUCCAGGGAAUCGUCGGCUUCAUCAUGUCUGGAUGCUACGAGUAUCUUGCAACUCCGGAGAACGUGGCCGCAUUUGUCGUCGUUUAUGGAAUUUUCCUUGCGCUCGGUGAAUUCGGCCCUGGUGACAACAUCGGUCUGUGUGCUGCUAAGACUAGCGCCACUGCCAUCCGUGGCCAGUACUAUUCGUACGCUGCGGCUAUUGGCAAGAUCGGUGCCUUCGUGGGCACUUAUGUUCUUCCCAUCGUCAAGAAAAAUGCCCCCAAUGCGGUUCGAGCUGGCCAGGAUCCCUUCUUUGUGUCCAGCUCCCUGUGCAUCUUCAGCGCCUUCCUGGCCUACUUCCUGCUUCCGCAGAUCAACCAGGAUACAAUUACCAACGAAGACGCCAGAUUCCGUACCUAUUUGGCGGAGAAUGGCUACGACACCUCGACCAUGGGCACGGCCGGGUGUGUCAACGGCAUCGAACAGGAGUAAACCGACGCAUCCUUCGCUACAACAUGUCUCGAC
Penicillium cinerascens is the source of this 1515-nucleotide messenger RNA. Its product is annotated as putative MFS phospholipid transporter (Git1). Bases 1 to 1482 code for a protein of 493 amino acids. The transcript is spliced from 6 exons. The record is from RefSeq and is a predicted model, not a curated record. Gene Ontology annotation, biological process: carboxylic acid transport; transmembrane transport. Gene Ontology annotation, molecular function: carboxylic acid transmembrane transporter activity. Lineage: Eukaryota; Fungi; Ascomycota; Eurotiomycetes; Eurotiales; Aspergillaceae. Gene Ontology annotation, cellular component: plasma membrane.